Messenger RNA from Parus major (Great Tit), 1479 nucleotides. It is a transcript of the gene CXADR, whose product is annotated as CXADR Ig-like cell adhesion molecule. The transcript is spliced from 7 exons. Gene Ontology annotation, molecular function: cell adhesion molecule binding. NCBI's taxonomy places the organism in Eukaryota, Metazoa, Chordata, Aves, Passeriformes, Paridae. Gene Ontology annotation, biological process: homotypic cell-cell adhesion. Bases 90 to 935 code for a protein of 281 amino acids. Gene Ontology annotation, cellular component: basolateral plasma membrane; intercalated disc; bicellular tight junction. The record is from RefSeq and is a predicted model, not a curated record.
UUGAACUCUCAGAAGAAGAUAAAGGCCCACUAGAUAUUGAGUGGGUAUUGAUACCAGCAGAUAAUCAAAAGGGGGAACAAAUAAUAAUAAUGUAUACUGUAGACAGGACUUACGAUCAUUAUUAUGCUGAUAUGACUGGGCGAAUGCAGUUUACUAGUCUUGAUCCCAAAUCUGGUGAUGGUUCAUUGGAUAUCCUGAAUUUAAAGGCAGCAGACACUGGCACAUAUCAGUGCAAAGUGAAGAAGGCUCCUGGAGUUCAAAGCAAAAAAAUACAGUUGACUGUACUUGUAAAGCCAGCACGGACUAAAUGUUCCAUUCAAGGAUCACAGGAGAUCGGAAAAGACGUUACCUUGAAAUGUGUGUCACAAGAAGGAUCCCCACUUUUGUCUUAUGACUGGAGGAGAGUAUCUGGCACACAGAACCUUCCUGCCACUUCUGUGCUGAAUAAAAAUACAGGGGAACUUCUUCUGAAAAACGCCUCUCGAGAGUAUUCUGGUACAUACAACUGUGUGGCCUCAAACAGAGUUGGCACGGAUGAAUGUUCUGUUGAGCUGAAUGUCACCCCUCCUGUAAAUACAGCCGGUAUAAUUACUGGAGCUAUUAUAGGAACUCUGCUGGGUCUCUUCGUACUGUGUUCUGUCAUCUUCUGUUUCUGUAAGAAGCACAGAGAGAAGAAAUAUGAGAAAGAAGUACAUCAUGAUAUCAGAGAAGAUGUUCCACCUCCAAAAAGUCGCAGUUCUACAGCUCGCAGCUACAUUGGCAGCAAUCGUUCUUCCCUGGGCUCAAUGUCUCCCUCCAACAUGGAAGGAUAUACCAAAACUCCAUACAGUCAAGUUCCAAGUGAAGACUUUGAACGUGCUCCUGCUCAAAACCCAGCCUUUGCACCUUCAAAGUAUGACAUCGCACACAAGAUUGGUGACAUAACAGUGGUAUAAGCAUGAAGAAACAGGCAUCAGUUUUUGCAUGACUUUCCAGUAUGGUGAAACUGAAGUACAUUAUGAAAUGAAGUGCUGGGUUUUUUUUAACUUGAUCUCACUUUAGAUUCAAGAUUUUUAAGUAGACUGUAUUCAGUUUUGUAAGUACCAAAUUUUUUUCUUUUUCAUAUUUUUAAUGCAAAGUUUACAAAGCCACUCCUGAUGUUUUUCUUACUACUUUUGUGUUCUGAAAAGUGUGCACCAUCCCUCCUGUCUGCUCCCCUCACCCCAUUCCUGGAGAUGCAAAAAUUGUGAAGUUAACAAAAUCAACUCAGGUAGCAGAAAUAUAGCCUUAAGCAGUGGGGUGUUAAAGAAAUUGUAAUCUGAAAUAGAUGUGGGUUUUCCUAACUUUCUGGUCUGCUGAUUUCAUAAGGAAGAGUGUCAUCUAUUGAAUGCUGUAGUGAUACCCAUGAGGGCUUACAGACUGUGUGCAAAAUGCACUGUUGUUUUGAGAUUGUAUAUAUUUUAUAACACUUAAUAAAAGAUACUUGAAUGUUACAGUUAA